AUGUCUCCGGAUAUAGAGGUACCAGGGAAGACGCUGAACGAACCCAUUGCAAUUGUCGGGGUAGCAUUUCGCUUACCUGGCGCGAGCGAUGGGGUAACUUUGUGGAAAAAUCUGAUGAGCGCAACCGACUCGGUGGACUUUGUCCCACGCGACAGGUGGACAAGUGAAAAAGGGUGUCACGGACUCACAAAGGAACACCGCUCUUUCAGAGCUGGCUUCAUCGACGGGGACGUGGACAAAUUUGACGCAACCUUUUGGGGAUUGUCGCCACUGGAGUUGGGGUUUAUUGAUCCGCAGGCACGACUUCUGCUGCAAUUGAGCUGGGAGGCUCUGGAGAGUGCUGGAAUUACGCCUGGGUCGCUUCGUGGGACCUCCGCUGCUGUGCUUAUGGGGAUAUGGAGAGAUGAAUACAAAGACCUUGUAGUCUCAUCGAGCUCAGUAAUUGGUGGUGAGGAGCUGCGCCGUUAUAUGGGAUGUUCAAUUGGCAGCUCUGCGUCAAGGAUUGCUCAAUGCUUCGGAAUGACUGGUCCAACCGAGGGAAUUGAACUGGGAUGUGCUUCAUCGUCGUAUGCAAUCGGUGCCGCGAUGCGACAUUUGCGCAACCGGAGAACAAACUUGGCGCUUGCUGGUGGAGCAAAUCUUAUUCUUAAACCGUGCAAGACUGAUGAUUUUCAGAUGAGCCUAGAGACGAGAUUAGAAGCACAUAAGUGGUUAACGGAACCGCUUGAAUUUGGGGGAUAUAGCGGUUCUGGUUUUGGGGUGGUAUCACCUACAAGCCGGAGUAAGGUAUUUCAGGAGGAUGCUGAUGGUUUUGCGAGGGCGGAAGGUGGGAUUGUCUAUGUCCUCAAGCGAGUUACGGAUGCGAUCAAAGACGGGGAUAACAUUCUUGGGCUAAUCAGGGGCUUCGGAUCUUCACAAGAUGGUCUUACCCGAAAUUUUGGUACACCAACUAUUGGGGGCGAAAGGGAAGCUAUGCUGGUUGCGCUUGAGGAUGCAGAGGUUAAUCCGGAGGAUAUUGGCUGGGUGGAAAUGCACGGAACCGGCACACGAGUGGGCGACCCAACGGAGGUGGCUGCAACCCGAAUAGCUUAUCAAAUAUCGUCCGGCGAAAGAGGGCACCCACUAACCGUUACCUCCAUCAAGGCCAAUAUUGGCCAUACUGAAGGCGUAUCGGGGGCUGCAAGUCUGCUGAAAGUCCUGUUGGCCAUGAAACACGGAUUCAUCCCACCUCAGCUUCUAACCGCCGACCUCAACCAUGGAAUUGACUUUAACGGAUUGGUAAUACCAAGGACAGCAGUGCACUGGGAUGGACCAUUAGCCGGAAUAUCAUCGUUUGGAAUCACUGGAACGAACACUCACAUGAUCGUGGAGCGUGCUCAACCCAUGGCUAUACCAGCAAAAAAUUUGUCAUUAGACAAACGUGCAGAACUCUAUAUACUCCCGUUCUCAGCUUAG
Folsomia candida is the source of this 1455-nucleotide messenger RNA. RefSeq names its product phthiocerol/phenolphthiocerol synthesis polyketide synthase type I PpsB-like. The record is from RefSeq and is a predicted model, not a curated record. Gene Ontology annotation, biological process: fatty acid biosynthetic process. Lineage: Eukaryota; Metazoa; Arthropoda; Collembola; Entomobryomorpha; Isotomidae. The transcript is spliced from 4 exons. Gene Ontology annotation, molecular function: fatty acid synthase activity; 3-oxoacyl-[acyl-carrier-protein] synthase activity. Bases 1 to 1455 code for a protein of 484 amino acids.